This is a messenger RNA of Meloidogyne enterolobii, 871 nucleotides long. Lineage: Eukaryota; Metazoa; Nematoda; Chromadorea; Rhabditida; Meloidogynidae. The record is from the annotation of a GenBank genome assembly.
GUGUGUAUAUGGAAGUCGUUCUCUGCUGCUCUUUCGGCGCUGUUUUAUAUGGUCAUGGUGUAUUUGUUUUUCCUCCCCCUCGACUUCAACUGAACACAUCCUAUCACCUAAUAGUUGCGUAAUCACUCCUGGCGACCAAGCAUUUUUGAUGUAGACCCAGACUAAGUCUCCUGGUGUGAAGGGUGCUGGAAUUUUCCUAGAUAAAUGUUGGCGUUGUUUGUUUUGUAGAGUUGUUUGUUUAAGGCGCAACUUAUCAAUUUGAGUGCGCAUCUCCCUUUUAAACAUUAAGGCUGAGGGGGACUCUCCAAUGUGGGGUAAGGGCGAAGCCCGAUAUUCUUUUAGCAAUAUUUGUAUUGCUUUUUUCAUAUCAUGUUUUUCCUCCAAUAAUUUUUUCAUUCCCCUUUUAAAUGUUUGCACUGCUUUUUCAGCAAUUCCGUUUGAUGAGGGAUGGUAGAUAGGGCUUUUCACAUGACUUAUGCCCUCCUCAAAUAAAAAUUGUUCUAUUUCAACUGAACAGAAUUGGGGCCCGUUAUCAGUAACAAUACUUACGGGGUUGCCAAACAUUGAGAAUAUAUUUGUUAGGGCGUUUAUUAUAACAUGUGAAUUAGUGGAGGUUAAUUGUGUGACCCAAAUAUAUUUUGUAUAAACGUCUACAACUAUUAAAAAGUUUGUAUUCCAGAUAGGACCUGCCAAGUCGGCGUGUAAACGUUCCAUUGGUAAUUUAGCCUGCGGCCAUUUAUGUUUAGGGUCUAAUUUUGGUGGUUUAUGUGCAUUUGUUUGGCAGAUUUGGCACGCACUUAUAUAUAAUUCUACGUCUUUGCCAAAGUUUGGCCACCACACGAAUUUUCUCCCUCUACAUUUGGUUCGCUCA